Messenger RNA from Habropoda laboriosa, 1696 nucleotides. Its product is annotated as peptidyl-prolyl cis-trans isomerase-like 4. The record is from RefSeq and is a predicted model, not a curated record. Gene Ontology annotation, cellular component: nucleus. The transcript is spliced from 4 exons. Gene Ontology annotation, molecular function: RNA binding; peptidyl-prolyl cis-trans isomerase activity. Gene Ontology annotation, biological process: protein peptidyl-prolyl isomerization. NCBI's taxonomy places the organism in Eukaryota, Metazoa, Arthropoda, Insecta, Hymenoptera, Apidae. Bases 113 to 1696 code for a protein of 527 amino acids.
AUAUCAUACGAGUAUCGCGGUGUAGCUUUUAGUAAAAAAGCUUGGAAUGUUAUGUAAAUAGUAACUAAAAAUGAAUUUAAUCUUUGUCUGAGAGGCAGAAAAUUGUAAUAAUAUGGCGGUUGUGGUAGAAACUACCAUAGGAGAUUUUACUGUUGAUUUAUACACGGAAGAACGACCACAAACAUGUCGCAAUUUUUUAAAAUUAUGCAAAAUAAAAUAUUACAAUUGGAACUUGUUCCAUUCUGUUCAGAGCAAUUUUAUUGCUCAGACUGGAGAUCCAACUGGCACUGGGAAAGGUGGAGAGAGUGUAUAUGGAAUAGUGUUAGGUGAAAAAGCAAGAUAUUAUGAAGCAGAACAAAUGCCGAAAAUAAAACACAAUAGAAGUGGUUUAUUGUCCAUGGUGAAUUGUGGCAACAGUAUGCUUGGAUCUCAGUUUUUUAUUACUCUUGCACCUGAGCUACAGUCAUUAGAUGGAGAACACUGUGUAUUCGGUGAAAUUACAGAAGGUCUGGAGAUUAUUCUGAAAUUUAACGAAACUAUCUGUGAUGGAGAUCAUAGACCCUACCAAGACAUUCGUAUUUCUCAUACUGUUAUUUUAGAAGAUCCUUUUGAGGAUCCAAAGGGUUUUGUUAUACCCGAUCAAAGUCCACCACCCACCAAGGAAGCUUUAAUGAGUGAUAGAAUUGGAGCAGAUGAAGUAAUAGAUGAUACAGCUGGUAUGACAGCGGAAGAAAUUAUAGAGAUGCAAAAGGAGAAGGAAGCAAAAGCUCGAGCUACAAUAUUGGAAAUUGUAGGGGAUAUUCCAGAUGCGGAAAUGGCUCCUCCCGAAAAUGUUCUCUUCGUUUGUAAAUUAAAUCCUGUCACAACGGAUGACGAUCUUGAAAUUAUUUUCAGUAGAUUUGGUAAAAUUGCCGGAUGCGAAGUGAUCAGAGAUCGACAAAGUGGAGAUUCUUUGCAAUACGCGUUUAUCGAAUUUGCCGAUCGUAAAAGUUGCGAGGAAGCGUACUUUAAAAUGGAUAAUGUAUUAAUCGACGAUCGUCGUGUACACGUAGAUUUCUCGCAGUCGGUAGCCAAAAUGAGAUGGAGAGGCAAGGGUAAAGGCAUACAAUAUUUCGACGAUAAUGGUGAUGAGACGUGUAAUGAAAAUCGGGAGAAAAGUAGUUUGAGAUAUAAAAAGAGAGACGAGUGUAAAGUGAAUGACGAUACAAGAAGUCAAAGAGAAAACGAUAAAAGAUAUAGGGAAGAAAUAUUGGAACACAGAAAACAUGAGCGUAGAAAGGAAAUUAAUAGGGGCAAUUCAGAAUACUCCCAUGAUGGGGAGAAAUAUAAGGAAGAAAAAUAUCGGGAUAAUUCACGCGAAAGGUACGAACACGAAUUUAGGCGAAGAAAAGAAAAAAAGCGAAGAAGUAGAGAUAGAAGCAGAGGUAAAAGUAAAGAUCGAAACGUAGAUAGGAGCAGAGGUCGGAGUCGUGACAGAAGCAAAGAUAGAGAACAGAACAAAAGGGAAAGCCAUAAAGAAUCUAAACGUAAAAAAAAGUACGACAGUGAGAAAAGAAGGCGGGAUAGAAAUAGUUCUAGUAUCAGUAGCGAAGAUUCGAAACAUGAAAGACAUUCGAAUCACAAGAAAAAGUAUACUAGAGACCGAUCCAUGGAGAGAUAUGAAAAAUUCGAGAAACACAAGCAAAAAAGGAGAUGA